Messenger RNA from Aspergillus alliaceus, 1206 nucleotides. RefSeq names its product glycosyltransferase family 25 protein. Lineage: Eukaryota; Fungi; Ascomycota; Eurotiomycetes; Eurotiales; Aspergillaceae. Bases 15 to 1049 code for a protein of 344 amino acids. The record is from RefSeq and is a predicted model, not a curated record. The transcript has 2 exons.
GAAACGUUGGCAUAAUGCGCACUUUUAGCAGCAGAAAGCUGUCCAUUGCUUUGCUCAUUGUUUGCAUAGUGAUCUGGCUUUCAUGGUUGGAAAACGGCGAUGGUUUCUGGAUUCCUUCCGCAAGGGGCCCUGCCAACGACGAGUCGCUGCUCGAUAAUAUGAUCAGAAAUGCUACCUUAGGGUUCGAGAAGAUAUUUGCGAUCGGCUUCAAGGAGCGCACCGAUAAGCAUGAUGCGAUCACUCUGGCGGCAUCAUAUACGGGGUUGGAAGUGGAUUGGCUUGAAGGCGUAAGAGCAGCCGAAAUACCUCCGAAAGCAUUACCAGCUGUAUGGACAGAGGAGAAGCACCGCGAUAAACCCGCCGAGCUCGGAAGUUGGCGCGCCCACAUGAAUGCUUUGCGACAUAUCGUGGAAAGUAGAAUCGGCAGCGCAGUCCUUAUGGAGGAUGAUUCGGACUGGGAUGUGAACAUCAAGGCUCAAAUGGUCGAAUUUGCACGGGGAACCCGGGCGCUUCAGGGAGCCAAGGGUGUCCCAUCUUCCCCAUAUGGCGACGAUUGGGAUAUGCUAUGGCUGGGACAUUGCGGGAUAAAUUCGCGAGGCGAGCCGAAGUUCUACGUGAUCCCUAAUGAUUUGACCGUAACCCCGCGACCUCACCAAAACGAGUUUGUCCGCCCAGGGCUAUCAGAGGACCCGAACUUCGAGAGCCAUCGCCUUGUAUUCUAUGGGGAUAAUGCUAUCUGCUCCUGGGCAAUGGCAUUCACAUACGAGGGUGCCCGUAUCGCCUUAUGUCUAUCAACUUUUCCAAGUUUAAUGGGCACCUGGGCACAACGUGGGCCAGCUUCGCGAGACUCGGAUAUCACCGACGGCGACGAUACGUGGCAUGAAGCAAGCUCCCGUUCUCUCACCUAUAGCACCAUGCUAAACAUUUUACCACUUGCGAAUAACGAAACGACGAUACUCGCACAAUGGGAUGAUGUGCCGGCGCCGAAAAUCGAUCUUGCGACAGUUGAAAUACCCCACGGUUAUUUGUACAUUCCCGAUUCUGCAUGAAUGUCAUAUUGGCUUUGUCUUUAAUCCUUUUUGAUUUCUUUUUUAUUCCUUAUUGAAGCGAUUUACCUUAUGUAUCAAGACAUAUGAUUACUAUUGUGAAAAUUGACGAAAGGUAGACAAAUCAGCAGUAUGAAUAUGGAUUGCCCUUUGUCACUCA